UUUAACGGCGGUGCUGAGACGUGACAGAGUUACCCAUCGACCACCUCGGUGCUCGACUGUCGAUGUCUGAGGCGCCCAGGCUUGAGUGAAAAAAAAAUCAAAGUGGAGAAGCGGAAAACGGCGCUGAGGGAGCAGAGUGGUGGGCGCCAAGGCAACAGAGUGUUUGUUUUGAACGUUUUAUUGUUUAAGGAGGUCCCUACAUGUCAUCUGCUCUGCCGGACCCAGCGUUAGAGCAGCAUUAUAAAGGACAUAAAGAUGUUAUUCUCAGCACUGAUUUCAAUCCAAAUAACAGACAAUUGGCAACUGGUUCAGCUGACACAUUUCUCAUGGUUUGGAACCUGAAACCAAAAGCCAGAGCCUAUAGAUUUGUAGGCCACAAUGAUGCAGUUUCUAGUGUUCAGUUUUCUCCAUCUGGAAAUCUUGUAGCUUCAGCUUCUUUGGACAGAACCAUCAGAUUGUGGACACCAAGCAUAAAAGGCGAGUCUACUGUGUUCAGAGCUCAUACAGCUGCAGUCAGAAGUGUUAACUUUUCCAAGGAUGGUCAACGAUUGGUUACUGCCUCAGAUGAUAAAUCUGUAAAAGUCUGGAGCGUUUACAGCCGUCGCUUCUUAUAUUCCUUAAUUGGGCAUACCAACUGGGUUCGCUGUGCAAGAUUUUCACCUGAUGCAAGACUUAUAAUUUCCUGUGGAGAUGACAAGUCUGUAAGGAUAUGGGACACAUUAAACAAGCAGUGUGUCAAUAAAUUCAUGGACAACAGAGAUUCUGCAACUUUUGUUGAUUUCAAUAUAAAUGGAACCUGUAUAGCAUCCUCAGGGGCUGACAAGACACUGAAAAUCUGGGACAUUCGCACAAACAAGUUAUUACAACAUUACCAGGUUCACAGGGCUUCAGUUAAUUGCUUCUCUUUUCACCCCUCGGACAACUACCUCAUCAGUGCAUCGUCAGACAAGACACUGAAGAUCUUUGACUUGCUGGAAGGAAGGCUUAUUUACACCCUGCAUGGCCAUAAGGGCCCAGUUUACACUGUUACCUUUUCUCGAAAUGGAGAAUACUUUGCUUCAGGGGGUGGAGAUACACAGGUAUUUCUCUGGAAGAGUAAUUUUGAUACAUUUAGCUCCAAGGAUAUCGUACAGGCACAGAGUAGAAGGGAAAACGCAAACCCAUCACUUAAUUUUCCAGAAAGCCGUCCCAGGCCAGCUCUUAUUCCUCUUCCAAAGUCAUCAUCCACUGAGAUCAAUCCCUCCAUUCGGAUGCUAGGCAACCAAAACUUGGAUUCUCCUUCUCGUGGUAUUGGACAGUCCUUGUUUUCAAAGGAAAGGGUGCUUGGAGAAGAGGGCAGUGUUCCAGCAUGCAGUGAGUGGCAGAGAGGUGUUCAAGUGUUGCGUAGUUCCAGGGAGAGGCUGCGAGAGGAUGAAGAAGAGUGUGACAGAAGUACAGAGAGUUCCUCUCAAGAAGAACGCAGUGGCGGCAUUCCAACAUCUCUUGUCAGCACAAUGGAAACUAUUGUAAAACAGCUAGAAGUGUUAACACAGACCAUUUCAGUACUUGAGCAACGAUUAACUCUGACAGAAGAUCAGUUAAUGGAAUGUCUUGAAAACCAGGCAAAAAUUGUACUUCAGGUUAGGCAAGCAGACGAGAAGGAGGGAGGCACUGGAUCCUCAUCAUCAUCCCAGUAAAUGUUUUUUAUUUCUCCCUGAAGUCAUUGUUUCUUCAGAACACCUGUUGACUUUUGACUGGGUUUGACUGCAUAUCAUUUUACCUGUUUGGAAAAAAAAAUCCUUGAGGUGCUCAGCUGUGUCUGAAGACGUUGGAUACUUGAAAAAAAAAUAGAUGAUGCUAGUUAUUUAAGCCAUAUUUGUUAUAUAUUUUUUUUUAAUCAUGGGCAGUUCCAGUGGCAGAUGGACUUGGCAAGCAGCUGCCUGAUGUUAUAUUUUCAUUUUGAAUAACCGCAAUUUUGCACUGUUUUUAUGUUAUUAAAAUGUAUAUUUCUAAAUA
Messenger RNA from Polypterus senegalus (gray bichir), 1995 nucleotides. It is a transcript of the gene poc1b, whose product is annotated as POC1 centriolar protein B. NCBI's taxonomy places the organism in Eukaryota, Metazoa, Chordata, Cladistia, Polypteriformes, Polypteridae. The transcript has 12 exons. The coding region runs from base 201 to 1676 and encodes 491 amino acids. Gene Ontology annotation, cellular component: centriole; ciliary basal body. Gene Ontology annotation, biological process: cilium assembly. The record is from RefSeq and is a predicted model, not a curated record. Gene Ontology annotation, molecular function: protein binding.